AUGUCACAAGCAAAUGUAGAUUUUUCAUUGAAGGAGACUUCACCAAAUAUUGGUGGAGGAAGAGUCUCUGGUAGUGAAAAGCUUACAUCAUCGUUCGACCUUGUUGAACAACAGCAUUUUUUGUAUGUAAGAAUGGUAAGGGCUAGAGAUUUGCCAGGGACAUCGCGUGAUCCUUAUGUUGAAGUAAAGAUUGGUAAUUAUAAAGGCACAACAAAGUACUUCGAGAAGAAACUUGACCCUGAAUGGAACCAAGUUUUUGCAUUCGAAAAAGAUCGAAUUCAGGCUGUAACUGUGGAGGUAACUGUGAAGAACAAGGACACUACUGUCAAUGGUGAUGUUAUUGGGAAACUUGCUUUUGAUAUACCAGACAUUCCUAGCCGUGUUCCCCCUGAUAGUCCCCUUGCACCGCAGUGGUAUAGUUUAGAGGAUAAAGAUGGAAAGAAAGGUGAAACAGGAGAAUUGAUGUUAGCUAUGUGGAUGGGGACUCAAGCUGAUGAAGUUUUUCCCGAUGCUUGGCACUCGGAUGCAGCAACUGUUAGUGGUGAAAGCAUCUCUAACACUCGUUCGAAGGUGUAUAUUUCACCAAGGCUUUGGUAUCUUAGAGUCAAUGUAAUUCAAGCUCAGGACUUGGUGCCUAUAAAUAUGAAUAGGAACCCGGAAGUUUAUGUCAAGGCUAUGCUGGGGAAUAUGGUUCUCAGAAGUCGAUUUUCGCCUGAUAAGAACAUCAACCCUACCUGGAAUGAGGAUUUGAUGUUUGUUGUAGCAGAACCUUUUGACGAUCCUUUGAUCUUGACUGUGGUGGAUAAGUUGGGUAAUAAUAAGGAGGAUAUUCUUGGAAGGUGCAUGAUUCAUUUAUCAAAAGUGGAGAAGAGGUUACUGCCUAUACCUCAAGAGGCUAGCUGGUAUAAUCUUGAAAAAGUUGUGCAGGAUAAUCAAAAGAAUAGGGAGGUAAGAUUUGCAAGUAGACUCCACCUAAGGGUCUCUUUGGAUGGGGGAUAUCAUGUUCUUGAUGAGUCCAUUUACUACAGCAGUGAUUUCAGGGCGACGUCCAAAUUGUUGUGGCCUCCUACGAUUGGUGUCUUGGAGUUAGGAAUCUUGAAUGCAACUGGUUUGCUGCCAAUGAAGUCAAAAGAUGGACGAGGAACUACUGAUGCUUAUUGUGUAGCCAAAUAUGGACCUAAGUGGGUAAGGACAAGGACAAUUGUUGACAGUUUUGCACCAAAGUGGAAUGAACAAUAUACUUGGGAAGUUUAUGAUCCAUAUACGGUUAUCACAAUUGGAGUUUUUGAUAACUGUCACUUGCAAGAAGGAAGUAACACUGGAGGUUCAAAGGAUCCGAGAAUUGGGAAGGUAAGGAUUCGACUGUCUACCCUUAAUGCUGAUAGGAUCUACACACAUUCUUAUCCACUUAUAGUCUUACAACCUAAUGGAGUGAAGAAAAUGGGUGAAAUUCAAAUGGCAGUGAGAUUUACUUGCUCCUCUACAUGGAAUUUAUUUCAGUCUUAUACACAACCUUUGUUCCCCCAAAUGCAUUAUCUUCUCCCACUAUCAGUAUAUCAAGUUGAGAGUUUAAGGCAUCAAGCUACUCAUACACUGUCAUUGAGGUUGGGCCGCGCUGAGCCACCAUUAAGGAAAGAAGUUGUGGAGUAUAUGCUGGAUGUGGGCUCUAACGUAUGGAGCUUAAGAAAAGGUAGAGCUAAUCUUGAAAGACUCCUGGCUACUUUUAAUCUGCUUGUUGAGGCUUGGAAAUGGUUUGAUCAGACAUGCAAAUGGAAGAAUCCCAUUUCUACAAUAAUGGUUCACUUUAUGUUUUUGAUCUUGGCUCUUUGCCCUCAUCUGCUUUUACCCCUAGGCUUUCUCAUAUGUAUCGUCUAUGGAGCUUCACAGUACAGGAAAAGGCCAAGACAUCCUGCUCACAUGGAUACUAAAUUGUCACUCCUUGAUUCAGUGCACUCUGAUGAACUAGAUGAAGAGUUUGAUACAUUUCCAUCAUCUAAAAAUGGUGAUGUUCUUAAAAAGAGAUAUGAUCGCUUGAGAAGCAUUGCAGGGAGGAUGAUGACAAUAAUCGGCGACCUGGCAACUCAAGCAGAGAGGUUUAAUUCUAUGCUAAGUUGGCGAGAUCCCAGAGCUACGCCUAUGUUUCUAGCUUUUUGUCUAUUCGCUAGUACAGCUUUCUAUUUCAUUCCUUUUCGCUUAUUUGCACUUGGUGUGGGCUUUUUCGCCAUGAGACAUCCGAAAUUUCGAGUCAACAUUCCUUCACUGCCCCAAAACAUCUUCAGGAGGCUGCCUGCGAGAACAGAUAGCAUGAUAUGAGAAUGAAUCAUUAGGUGCAGCUCUUUAGCCAGUAAAUUUCCUGACUUCCGCUUUUGCAUCUAUCUUCAGGGUCAAUGUUUACUUGUGGUUUCUGUGUUUAAUCAGACAUAUUCUAUUUCCUCAACUUAUAUUAUGUUCAAUU
Durio zibethinus is the source of this 2455-nucleotide messenger RNA. RefSeq names its product FT-interacting protein 3-like. The record is from RefSeq and is a predicted model, not a curated record. Lineage: Eukaryota; Viridiplantae; Streptophyta; Magnoliopsida; Malvales; Malvaceae.